This is a messenger RNA of Amblyraja radiata (thorny skate), 2412 nucleotides long. Its product is annotated as zinc finger protein 271-like. NCBI's taxonomy places the organism in Eukaryota, Metazoa, Chordata, Chondrichthyes, Rajiformes, Rajidae. The record is from RefSeq and is a predicted model, not a curated record. Gene Ontology annotation, biological process: regulation of transcription by RNA polymerase II. The transcript has 7 exons. Gene Ontology annotation, molecular function: RNA polymerase II cis-regulatory region sequence-specific DNA binding; DNA-binding transcription factor activity. The coding region runs from base 1 to 2412 and encodes 803 amino acids.
AUGCGCUGUCAAUCACCGGGCAGCUUCGUCAUCGCUCUCCUGAGGCGAGCCCUUUGCGCGUGCGCGUCACGCAGGCGCGGAGACGGUUUGACGGCCGCGCGCGCCGCCACCGGUCACCUGACCCUCCAACCCGCCCUUGUGGACAAGCGGUUCGCCAGCCAGUGGUGCGCAAAGAUAUCUGCUAUAAGAUCUUUGGUGGUGCGGGAAUGCUGUGACGAGCAGGCCUGGCAGAGCCCGAGUCUCCUGGAGAUCCACCAGCGGGUGCACACAGGAGAACGCCCCUUCGACUGCUCGGAGUGCGGCAAGAGCUUCUCCCGCUAUGAAAACCUGCAGCGGCACAAGAGCGUGCACUCUGGCCAGAGGCCCUUCACCUGCUCCGACUGCGGCAAGAGCUUCAAGAUUUUGAAUAACCUGAAGAGACACCGACAACUGCACACGGGCGAGAAGCCCUAUGGCUGCUCCACCUGCGGCAAGAGCUUUACCCAGUUGUAUGGGCUGCAGGUGCACCAGCGGGUGCACAGCAGUGAGCUGCCCUUCACCUGCUCUGACUGCGGAAAAGGCUUCAAGUCGUCGCCAGACCUGAAGGUGCACAGGCUCCUGCACACUGGGGCGUGGCCCUAUACCUGCAGCGAAUGUGGCAAGGGCUUCACCCGCUUCAGAAACCUGCUGGGGCAUCAACGCACCCACACUGGCGAGCGUCCCUACACCUGCACCCAGUGCGGUAAGGGCUUCACCCAGUCCACCAGCCUGCUGUCCCACCAGCGCACCCACACCGGGGAGCGGCCCUACACCUGCAGCGACUGCGGCAAGGGCUUCAGCCGCUCCGACACCCUGCUGUACCACCAGCGCACCCACACCGGCGAGCGCCCCUACACCUGCGCCCAGUGCGGCAAGGGCUUCUCUAAGUCCAGUCACCUGCUGUCCCACCAGCACACCCACACCGGCGAGCGCCCCCACACCUGCGCCCAGUGCGGCAAGGGCUUCACCCGCUCUACUGGCCUGCUGUCCCACCAGCGCACCCACACCGGCGAGCGUCCCUACACCUGCGCCCAGUGCGGCAAGGGCUUCACUCAGUCCAGCAGCCUGCUGGAGCACCAGCGCACCCACACCCGCGAGCGCCCCUUUACCUGCGUCCAGUGUGGCAAGGGCUUCACUCGCUCCUCCAAGCUGCUGUCCCACCAGCGGGUGCACGCCGGCGACCGUCCCGUCCCCAGCCCGGUGUGUGGAGAGCGCUUUGCCAUGGCCUCCCGCACCCUGUCUCACCAGCGCGUGCACACCAGUGGCCAGCCCUACGACUGCCCGUACUGCGGUGAGGAGUUUGACCGGUUACACACCGGAGAGAGACCCUUUGUGUGCGCUGAAUGUGGCAAGGGCUUCACCCGGCUUGACCACCUGCUGGAGCACCGGCGAGUCCACACCGGCCAGCGCCCCUUCACCUGCCCACUCUGCAGCAAGGCCUUUGCCCACUCCUCCAGCCUGCUGAUCCACCAGCGGGUGCACACGGGAGAACGCCCCUUCAACUGCUCCGAAUGUGGCAAAGGCUUCAAGUCGUUGCCGGAACUGAAGAGGCACAGGCGCCUGCACACCGGGGAACGACCCUACACCUGCAACGACUGUGGCAAGGGCUUCAUCCGCUCCAGCUGCCUGCUGGUGCACCAGCGCACCCACACCGGCGAGCGCCCCUACACCUGCGCCCAGUGCGGCAAGGGCUUCACCCAGUCCAGCAGCCUGCUGGUGCACCUGCGGACCCACACUGGCGAGCGCCCCUACUUCUGCGCCCAGUGCGGCAAGGGCUUCACCCAGUCCGACAGCCUGGUGAAACACCAGCGCACCCACACCGGCGAACGCCCCUACACCUGCGCCCAGUGCGGCAAGGGCUUCACUCAGUCCAGUCACCUGCUGGAGCACCAGCGCACCCACACCGUGGAGCGGCCCUACAACUGCGCCCAGUGCGGCAAGAGCUUCACCCAGUCCAGCAGCCUGCUGGUGCACCAGCGCACCCACACCGGCGAGCGCCCCUUCACCUGCGCCAAGUGCGGCAAGGGCUUCACCAAGUCCAACAACCUGCUGGUGCACCAGCGCACCCACACCGGCGAGCGCCCCUACACCUGCGCUCAGUGCGGCAGGGGCUUCACCCGCUCCACCAGGCUGCUGUCCCAUCAGCGGGUGCACGCCAGCGACUAUCCCUUCCCCAGCCCAGUGUGUGCGCUUUGCCCGGGCCUCCCAAGCCCUGUCUCACCGCACCAGCGGUUACACACCGGAGAGAGACCAUUUGUGUGCGCUGAGUGUGGCAAGGGUUUCACCCGCAUGUCCAGCCUGUGGCAGCACCAGCGUACCCACAGCGGUGGGCGUUCCUUCCCCUGCCCGAGGAGGGAGGAGUCGUUCUAUAGCAGCCUUGGAGACAACAACUAG